AUGGAAUCGACGGUUCGAAGAAGCGGAGGAGGACUUCUCGAAGGUCUCUACAGAGUCCUCAUGCGACGCAACUCCGUCUACGUCACCUUCGUCGUGGCCGGCGCUUUCCUCGGUGAACGGGCAGUGGACUAUGGAGUACAUAAGCUCUGGGACUACAACAACGUUGGGGUUUUGUAUCCAGCAACCCAACCUACACUAGGGGCAUCCAUCCUUACAUUUCCUGUUCAGAAGCUGAAUUGAGGUUUACGGAGUAAAGAAGAUUUAAAUUCUUGUGGCUAUAGGCUAAAACUGAUUUGGAAUAAAAGAAAAUGGUAGCUAAAAUUCUUGUGCAGCAGGGAAAAUUGAGAUCGGCUGGUAGAAUGGCAGUAGGAGAUGGGAGUUAUUAAGAGUUUGUAUUUUUUCAAAUUUAAAGCAACACUACAACUAACAAUGAAGAAAGGAGUGAAAGAACAAGAAGGAGAAGAUAAAGCAGAGAAUCUUGCUAAAACCCAUGGCGCCACUACAGGACCAAAAAAAUUCCUCCUGAUGACUUGGCAUUUGAUCAUCAGAUUUUUAAAAAUAAUUGGGGAAGGUCGUGUCAUAUUCCAUUUGGAGCUUGAGAUAUAAGAUUUUUAUUACUAUUUCUGUGAUUUGUUUUUGGGUACAAAGCUUCUUGUGCAUAAAAUUAACCACUGUACAUGAGCAGCAUACAUGUG
Molecule: messenger RNA, 695 nt
Organism: Ilex paraguariensis (yerba mate)
Lineage: Eukaryota; Viridiplantae; Streptophyta; Magnoliopsida; Aquifoliales; Aquifoliaceae
Source: the annotation of a GenBank genome assembly